Messenger RNA from Lactuca virosa, 270 nucleotides. NCBI's taxonomy places the organism in Eukaryota, Viridiplantae, Streptophyta, Magnoliopsida, Asterales, Asteraceae. The record is from the annotation of a GenBank genome assembly.
AUGGCUAAAUCAUACUCUGCUCUUUCAUAUUCCACCUUAAUUCAUAUGUUAACUCUCAAGUUAACAUCCACGAAUUAUUCACUCUGGAAGAAUCAGGUAGAGACAUUGUUCCAAGAACAAGAUAAUUUUCUUGAUGGUUCUGCCAAGCCUUCUAUUUCUACAGCCAUGGUUGAAACCUUAGGUUGCAAAACCUUUGCUGUUGUCUGGCACACCCUUGAGAUUGCUUAUAGUCUCGCAUCAGAAGCCCGUGAAAUCGAACUCAAUGAAUAA